Fusarium redolens is the source of this 797-nucleotide messenger RNA. RefSeq lists its product as uncharacterized. The record is from RefSeq and is a predicted model, not a curated record. NCBI's taxonomy places the organism in Eukaryota, Fungi, Ascomycota, Sordariomycetes, Hypocreales, Nectriaceae. Bases 126 to 452 code for a protein of 108 amino acids. The transcript is spliced from 2 exons.
ACACCAGAACUCCUAUUUGUACAGCGCUUCCCCCGCUUUUCAUAAAGAAGGCUCUAGAAGACAUCAUCCAUCAGAACAAACUCGGUGCCAUCAAGACUGGAGACAGCAGAACAACGAAACGACCCAUGUCAACUCGAUCCAGCAUCUCGAAACCCAUUUCCUCCCUCCGUCCCAGAGCUGCCGGCAUGGGGUACUAUGGUAAUCCAGUCGCUGUGCUUGGCAUGAAGUCAGACCAAGUCCGACCGCUUGACAAAUCUGACGUUGAAGGCAAAGGCAGCUAUAUCGCAGUUGAGAUUCCUCGAUUGAAGAACAACGUCCCAAUCUACAUCUCGCGAUCGGACGAUGCGAAGCAGGAGUUCAUUGCGGAGGUCAAUCUUUGGAGCAUGGGGGUUCGGUACAACCUGCAUAGACUUCUCGGGGAAGGACCUCAGCUCUACGUCGUGAAUGCAUGAGGAUGGUCGGCGUGAGCCAUGGCUUGGUGUGAUGAUAACAAGGAGGAUAUGAUCAUUUCCAAUAUUAUUUGCAUGUUUUGCAGUGGGUUGGGUGCGCCGCUUUGGGUAUUUUUGGAUAUUACAUGUUCUUUAGACAGUCAUGGGGGACUCGGACAGUUAGUAAAUGUCACCUUUAGCCGUGAUUGUUGAAGAUAGCAGUUCAUCCGAGGAUGCAAGUCAGCCGGAGAAAUUACUUGGUCAGCUGCAUGAAGAUUCCAUUUCUAGCACCGGUUUAUGCAUGAUGACAGGCUUGAGGUGGCAAACCCGUUAGAACACGAGAACCAUCCGCCUGGAAAGUGCUGUCAC